AUGGAUAGCGCACCUCGAAUCCUCCUUUUUGGGGCUGGAAGCAUCGGUUCCGUCUUUUUGUACCAGUUCCAGCGGGCUGGCUGUCAGGUCACAGCCGUGUGCCGCUCCAACUAUGAAGCGGUAAGGCAGAAUGGCUUUACCAUGCUCAGCAAGCGAUUUGGCAACGUGCAGUUCCGCCCAGACUUGGUUGUGAGAAGCGCCGCAGAGUGUCCAGAGGACGUCACCUAUGAUUAUGUCUUUAUUGCUACCAAGUCAUUCCCCGGCUCGACGCCGUCCUUGAGCGACUUGAUUCGACCUGUUGUCCGCGGUCGACCUCAGACGGCCAUUGUGCUUGCUCAGAAUGGAAUUGCCAUCGAGGACGAAGUGGCCAAGGCAUACCCGGACAAUCCACUCCUAAGCUGUGCUGUCUACCUACCGGCUACGCAAACAGAGCAGGGUAUCAUUGAGUAUCCCGAGAUGCUGAAUCUCCUCGAGAUCGGCACCUUCCCCUCGAACGCCCCAGCAUCCCACAAGGCAGCGGCGACCAGGCUGGCGGAAUUAACGAUCGCCGGUGGGGGUCAAGCCGAAGUCCAUGAUGAUAUUCAAAUCGCUCGUUGGGGUAAGAUCAUGCUGAAUUGCGCUUGGAGUCCCACCUGCGCGCUCUCAAUGUCGACAGAUGCGGAUUUCUGCCUUUCAUCUUCUCCAUAUUCCUACGAGCUGGUGUGGUCGAUCAUGAAGGAGAUCAUCGAGCUGGCAAAGAAGAUCGGAGUCCCCAAUGUGGACGAGAAAGUGGCAGAGCAGAAGCUGGCUAUCGGCAAGCGACGGGCAGAAACGAGACAGGGCAGGGAGACGAGUAUGGUGCAGGAUGUCAAGCAAGGCCGACUGUUUGAAGUGGAAGCAAUUGUGGGCAACACUGCUCGCCUCGGGCGGCAAUGGGGAGUCGACAUGCCCCUUACGCAGAUGCUGUACGCUCUGCUCAAAGCAAGAUUUGACGCCAUGGUACGGGAGCAGAAUGGAGAAAUUGUUCAAUGA
Fonsecaea multimorphosa CBS 102226 is the source of this 1011-nucleotide messenger RNA. RefSeq lists its product as uncharacterized. The record is from RefSeq and is a predicted model, not a curated record. Gene Ontology annotation, cellular component: cytoplasm. Gene Ontology annotation, molecular function: 2-dehydropantoate 2-reductase activity. Lineage: Eukaryota; Fungi; Ascomycota; Eurotiomycetes; Chaetothyriales; Herpotrichiellaceae. Gene Ontology annotation, biological process: pantothenate biosynthetic process. The transcript has a single exon. Bases 1 to 1011 code for a protein of 336 amino acids.